ACAGGCGGCUGCAGCUCGACCAGAGAUCCCGUGGCUUUUAAUUCCCUCACUACUUUUUUUUUUUCCUCCUUCGAUGUGCCCCGUUAUUACCAUUUUGUCGUUCAUUUCCGCACCUGCCACAGUAGAGACCGGGCGAAAGGCGAAGUAGAGGAAGAGACAAGGACAUUUCGAGAGGCAGACGGCAGAGAAACAGCGCGUGAGAUCUUUAAAAAAAAAGAAAAGCAAAGGACACAAAAUGCUGCUGUGGACCAGAAUCGCAUUGGGCGGUCUCAUCUGCUUGUCCUUGGUGUCCUCUGGGAUGGGAUGUGGACCGGGCAGGGGGUAUGGAAGGAGAAGACACCCGAAGAAGCUGACACCUCUUGCCUACAAGCAGUUCAUCCCCAACGUGGCGGAGAAGACCCUCGGGGCAAGCGGCAGAUACGAAGGCAAGAUCACCAGAAACUCCGAGCGAUUUAAAGAGCUGACUCCCAAUUAUAACACAGACAUCAUAUUCAAGGAUGAGGAGAACACCGGGGCGGACCGGCUCAUGACUCAGAGAUGUAAAGACAAGCUGAACUCUCUCGCCAUUUCGGUGAUGAACCAGUGGCCCGGGGUGAAGCUGCGGGUCACUGAGGGCUGGGACGAGGACGGACACCACUUCGAGGAGUCGCUCCACUACGAGGGCCGAGCCGUGGACAUCACCACGUCCGACAGAGACAAGAGCAAGUACGGCACGCUGUCCAGACUGGCGGUGGAGGCGGGGUUCGACUGGGUCUACUACGAGUCCAAGGCGCACAUCCACUGCUCUGUGAAAGCAGAAAACUCAGUGGCUGCAAAGUCAGGCGGCUGCUUCCCGGGCUCCUCCACCGUCACCCUGCAGGAUGGCACCCAGAAGCCGGUCAAACACCUCCAGAGCGGGGACAGGGUCCUGGCAGCGGACGCACACGGAAACCCGAUCUACACCGACUUCAUCAUGUUCAUAGACCAAGACUCGACGACCAGGAGGCUUUUCUACGUCAUCGAAACCGAGUCGGGGGAGAAAAUCACCCUCACCGCGGCUCACCUCCUGUUCGUGGGCCAGAACAGCACCGAGAACUCGGAUCGGAUGUCGGCUAUCUUCGCCAGUCAGGUCCAAUCCGGACAGAAUGUGUUCGUGUUUGAUGCAGAGAGACGUCGCCUGGAACCAGUGUGCGUAAAACGGAUUUUUACGCAUGAGUACGAGGGCUCUUUUGCACCGGUGACCGUGCAGGGGACCGUCGUGGUGGAUCAGGUCCUUGCGUCCUGUUACGCAGUGAUCCAGGACCAUGAUCUGGCUCACUGGGCUCUGGCACCAGUCCGGUUCGCCUACCGGGUGAACUCGUUGCUUUUCCAGCGUCAAACCAGUGCCCAAAACGAUGGGGUGCACUGGUACUCCAAGAUGCUUUUCCAGCUAGGAACAUGGCUCUUGGACAGCCACUCGAUCCAUCCACUUGGGAUGUCAGUAUACCCGAGUUGAAACCUCCAGGGGAAGAACGAGACUGCAAAUGUAGGACACAUGAACUGUUCCGUAGCUUAAAAAAAUAAUAAUAAUAAUUAAAAAAAACGAACAAACGAGACGCGGGGCCCCCAGUGGAGACGGGAUAUUUAUUUCAGUGACUCUUUCCAUGUGUCCCCCCUUUCAAAGAAUGAAUGGAGCCUUAAAAAAGUUUCUCUUUGAAUAAUUUAUUCUCAUGUGAACUCGCUGCUGUCACACACACACACACACACACACACACACACACACACACACACACACACACACACACACACACACACACACACACACACACACACACACACACACACACACACACACACACACACACACACACACAGAGACGACGGGUGUGAGCAGCACAUUGUGCAUAAUCUAUUUUUGUAUAUCUCAAAUGCAAAAAAACGACGAAAAAACGAAAAAACGACGAGAAAAAAAUCACGAAAAAAUGUCGCGCGAGGAGAAGCGUAGAAAAGGAGCUAACUAUUGACAGGUUGUAAUGUUCAUAUGUGCAUAAAUAUGUGUGCAACUGACUGUUAUAUUUUGGGGAGAAACAAACUUCGCGGGGUUCCAUAAAUUAUAUUUUUAUACACAGAAUUGUAAAUUAGAUUUUGACAGAUCGCUACCGAAUCACAUUUCGUUAUUUGAAAUAGUGUAAGAUAUGAGAAUAUAUUUUAAUUUAAAUACAGUAGUUGGGAAAGUAUUGGAAAAAAUCUUGUACUGCUUUGGUUUAUUUUAAGAAUUUUAUUAUGUUGGAAACUGUUGGUUUUAAGUUGUCGGAGAGGGACAGAUAUUCUGCCUCAUGUCUGCAUUUUUCUCUGCUUUUCCUUUCCUGUUGUGUUUCUAUUUCUCCCGUUUUCUUCUGAGAAAAAUAUUAAAUGCAGAUUCUGACAAUUCAGUAAAACAGUUAAAAAAAGUAGAAGCAGUUUCGUUAAAUAAAUUAAUAAGUAACUCCUGUAAAUGUACUAAAAAUGUAUUUUUCUUUUCAUAUUUUGUAAUAGGGAAAUAGUUUUAUAGAAAUGAUCUGCGGCAGAUGCGAAGUUUGGAUAGUCUAUAUAUAGCCAGACCAUAACUUUCAUAACAGGACGAUGCGUCAAAAUGUCUAGAGUUUAUUAUUUAUAUGUUUAUUACAAAAUGAGAUAAAGAAAAUCUUCAAACUUG
This is a messenger RNA of Eleginops maclovinus (Patagonian blennie), 2653 nucleotides long. RefSeq names its product sonic hedgehog signaling molecule a (gene shha). The record is from RefSeq and is a predicted model, not a curated record. The transcript is spliced from 3 exons. NCBI's taxonomy places the organism in Eukaryota, Metazoa, Chordata, Actinopteri, Perciformes, Eleginopidae. Gene Ontology annotation, molecular function: patched binding; calcium ion binding. Bases 236 to 1474 code for a protein of 412 amino acids. Gene Ontology annotation, biological process: intein-mediated protein splicing; cell fate specification; protein autoprocessing.